Molecule: messenger RNA, 981 nt
Organism: Lates calcarifer (barramundi perch)
Lineage: Eukaryota; Metazoa; Chordata; Actinopteri; Centropomidae
Product: trace amine-associated receptor 13c-like
Exons: 2
Coding region: 1-981 (326 amino acids)
Biological process (GO): G protein-coupled receptor signaling pathway
Cellular component (GO): membrane
Molecular function (GO): trace-amine receptor activity
Source: RefSeq, a predicted model, not a curated record
AUGGAGGCCCUGAAAGAAGCUGAACUUUGCUUUCCCCAGCUCAACAACUCCUGCAAGAAGACGAUGCGUCCUCACUUGGAGGCUGCGCUCAUCUACACUGUGCUGUCCGGCAUCUCUGUGGCCACUGUGGUUCUUAACCUGCUGGUCAUCAUCUCUAUCUCACACUUCAGGCAACUCCACACCACCACCAACCUCCUCCUUCUCUCUCUGGCUGUUGCAGACUUCCUUAUGGGUCUCCCAGAGAUGCCAACUGAAAUCCUGCUUUUCCGAGGCUGCUGGAUGCUGGGUGACUUUGUAUGUGCUCUGAAUUACUUUUUAGGUUUCCUUAUUGUCAGUGUUUCAGUAGGAAGCAUGGUGCUCAUAUCAAUUGACCGUUACAUGGCAAUUUGUGACCCAAUGUUUUACACCACCAAAGUCACUCUGAAAAAAGUUCAACUCUGCAUUUGGAUGUGUUGGAUAUUUUCUGCUGUGCACAGCACUUGGAUACUGAGGGAUUUCCUCCAACAACCAGACAGGUAUAACUCCUGUUAUGGAGAAUGUGUAGUCAUAAUUAAUUAUGUUGAAGGAGCUGCUGACCUUAUUUUGACCUUUUUCGGCCCCAUUGUAGUCAUUACACUUCUGUAUUUGCGAGUAUUUAUGGUGGCUGUGUCUCAGGCUCGUGCCAUGCGCUCUCAUGUCACAGAUGUCACACUUCAGCGUUCAAAAGCUAAGAAAUCUGAGAUGAAAGCAGCCAGGACUCUUGGUGUUGUAAUAGUUGUAUUCAUUUUGUGCUCCUCUCCGUAUUACUGUUUCACAGUUGAAACUGAAAACAACUCAAUAGGGGCGACCUCUGCAGCCAUCCAACUUUGGCUAUUGUACUUUAACUCCUGUCUAAACCCUGUGAUCUAUGUUUUUUUCUACCCCUGGUUCAGAAAAGCUAUUAAACAAAUUGUUACACUUCAAAUACUGCAGCCUGGCUCCUCUGAGACCAGUCUUAUGUAG